GAGUCGUGGAUGGGGCGCUUGGGUUGCCGCGACCGAGGCGGGGCAGGGCAGUAGACGGGGGUGCGGCCAGCUGUGCGGGAAGAGGAGGAGGCCCUCGCGCUGCCGCUCUUCGGGCACCGGCCGACGUUCACUCGGGGCUCGCGGGGCUCCUCCGCGGCCUUGGGGGCGCUGGCCCCUCCCACGGUCGCCGCCGCUGCGGGUAGAUGGGUUUGCAUGACAUUUUCUAUGCACUAAGGCAGUUCCAUGUCUUGUUUGGACUGUUCCUGCCUUCUACGGACAGAAGUUGAAUCCAUUGGAGCAGAAAAGCAAUCUGAAGGCAGCAGGAGUCAGGAUUUGACAGAUGAACCUGCUGUUUGUUGGGGCCAGUCGACCCAGAGAGGAGACGAACAAGUGCAUUGGUCCUCUGAUGUAUCCCACUAUGACCUCCAGGUGGAAAUAGGAAAGGGAAGCAACAAUUUAACUUCGAUCUACCUCGCACGUCAUAUCCCUACAGGAACACUGGUGGCUGUAAAGAUUACAGAUCUGGAAAAAUGUUCUGAAGAACGCUUGAAAGCUUUACAAAAUGAGGUGGUAUUAUCACACUCCUUUCGACACCCCAAUAUCUUGACACUUUGGGCAGUGUUUACAGUUGGAAGCUGGCUUUGGAUUAUUUCUCCCUUCAUGGCUUAUAGUUCAGCCAGUCAUCUUUUGAGGACUUACUUCCCUGAAGGCAUGAGUGAAGCAUUGAUCAGAAAUAUCCUGUUUGGAGCAAUUAGUGGGCUAAACUAUAUGCACCAACAUGGCUUCAUCCACAGAAGUGUUAAAGCUAGCCACAUACUGAUUUCAGAGGAUGGUCUAGUUUAUCUCUCUGGCUUAAACCACCUUUACAAUUUAGUCAGCAGUGGGCAUCUGUUAAAAGCUGUGUAUGACUUCCCUGAGUUCAGUACAUCAAUGCUUCCUUGGCUGAGUCCCGAACUGCUAAGGCAGGAUAUGUAUGGCUAUAAUGUGAAAUCUGACAUUUAUAGUGUGGGCAUUACAGCUUGUGAACUAGCAAAUGGACACGUACCUUUUCAGGAUAUGCCUCGUACACAGAUGCUGCUGCAGAAGCUUAAAGGCCCAUCUUAUUAUCCCUGGGCUAUAAAUACAUUUCCACAUGGUGAAUCCAGGAUAAAAAAUUCUCGAUCAGGGAUUGACUCUGGAAUUGGUGAAAGCAUGACACGCACAAUGACAAGUGAGAGACUGGCGACUCCACCAAAGACCUUCUCCCCUGCUUUCCAUAACUUGAUAGAACUCUGUUUGCAUCAGGAUCCAGAAAAAAGGCCAUCAGCGAGAGGUCUACUGUCACAUGCUUUUUUCAAACAGGUAAAAGAACAAACAAAGGGCUCAUUACUUUCACUGUUGCCUCCUGCCAUCCAACAUAUUCGAUCACAAAUGUCAGCAGUACCUUCAGCAGACAUGUGGAGAAAGUCUGGAUGUAUUUUACCAAAUGCAAGAGAGAUGUAUUGGGAAUUCUAGAGAUGCUAAGCCUUACCUCUAACAUAUGUCUGAAAGAAAUGUGAUUUAUUUGCUGCUUUGUUUUGUUAAAAUACAAAUAUUUGUGAUAUACUUGAACACGUUAAAUGUGUGUACAGAUGAUGCUGUAUGGGGAGGAGGCUUCUUCCCAAGUGAUACUUACUGGUGAAUGCAGUAAACCUGCCUUCUUGAAUUGCCAAACAUCUUCUCUCCACUUCUGCAAACUAAGUAUAACAGGGCCUAUUUUAUGAUAAAACACUUGCAUGGAAUGACAUAUGGUUACCUGUAUGUUAUUACAGCCUUUGCAGUGUUAAACUGAAAUUCUUUCUGUUUUGGUAUAUCUGUUAACAUAUUUAUCGCAUAUAUACACUAGUGUCUUUUCCUGCAUACAAAAAGUGACACGGUACAGACUUGUCACUUAAGUCCUGAGGGUUCUUCCACCAUGCGUCCUUCACCUACCACUAUAGCCUGGAAGAGAGAGCUAUGAUCCUUCACUGCAUGAAUCCAUUGCCAUUGCUUACCAGUCCACAGUUCUAAUAGUAUUUGAAAUGUUGCUACUCAGAGCUCACAUCUACCUAGCCUUUAAAUAGGCUUUGAGGAUUAGAUGGAUUGCAGAGAAAAUAAUCUACAUAACUGAGGCAAAGAAUAAGAUCUGUUGGGCCUCAAAGACUGAAACAUGAAUGGCAAUAAUACAUGACUAUUAGAAGUAUACUGCUGCAAACACUGUUCUAGAAAGCAAUAGAUUCUAAAGGUAAAUGACCUUAAGUUUUGUAUUGUGAACUUCUUGAGGUGCCUUUCCUUGUGAAGAAAGGGUAAGUCCACAUGACAAAAAUAAUGAAAACAAAGGGUCAGAUUGAUGGGAAACAAGCUUUCAAUUCUUGUUACCUUAGUACUGUGAAUGAUUGAAUAAGCAUGACCUUAACCAAACUUAUUCUCUGUACAGCAUAUAAUUUGGGGGGAGAGGGUUUUAAUACUGAAAUAUUUAGAAUUAUAUUUUAUUAAUGUACAUUCAAUUUGAUCAUGUAAAAUAGAUGUUAGCUUAUUUUUUUUUAAGUAUGUAGCUUCACAAAGCUGUAUCAGAUGUGAUACAAGUAGAUGUUCUUUUGACUAGGAAACUACUGAAAUAAAACUAUGUAUUAGUCAUCUUUUGCCAACCUAAAUCUGAUCAAUAUAACUGGAAUAAAAUGUGCUUCUUGUUUAAAAGAAAA
Molecule: messenger RNA, 2699 nt
Organism: Varanus komodoensis (Komodo dragon)
Lineage: Eukaryota; Metazoa; Chordata; Lepidosauria; Squamata; Varanidae
Gene: STRADB
Product: STE20 related adaptor beta
Exons: 12
Coding region: 244-1494 (416 amino acids)
Biological process (GO): protein phosphorylation
Molecular function (GO): ATP binding; protein serine/threonine kinase activator activity; protein kinase activity
Source: RefSeq, a predicted model, not a curated record